Physella acuta is the source of this 1581-nucleotide messenger RNA. RefSeq lists its product as uncharacterized. The record is from RefSeq and is a predicted model, not a curated record. NCBI's taxonomy places the organism in Eukaryota, Metazoa, Mollusca, Gastropoda, Physidae.
CAAAAAUGGCGAUUUUUCAUUCUGGUGUCAAUACAUGUUUGAGAAAGUAGGUUUGAAAUUAAGUGAAAAAUAAAAAUUCUUCUACUGGAAUAAAUGAUGUGCAAUCACUUUAAAAUUUCCAUUCUUCUUUUUUUUAUCGCAUGUUUUAUAGAUUCUACUCACAGCGCUGCUCCUUUAAAGAUGGUAAUCCUGGGAUUUGAAAGAGACUGCGUAGGUUCCAGCAAAUGUGGCUACACAGGUCGAAUUUACGGAAACAUCGCGGGCGAUUUCUCCAAAUGGAGGGGUUGCUUCGGGAUUUUCUUGGAGCAUUGUUACGUAAGAAAUGAUUGUUCGCGGUAUUCGCCUAAUUGGCAAUCGGAAUGUUUUUUUUCGGGAAACUGUUAUUCCACCGCGUGCCGACAACUGAGUAACGACGAUCACUGCUACUGUGAGGAUAAAAGCAACCCUUUGAGAUUCAGAUUCCGUCCCGGGUAUGCGGAAUCGUGGUACCGUUUAGCAGCCUUCGAAAUCAACCCGUAUAAUCCGAUACCCUACAACAUCAGCGCAUACUUCGAUGUUUCAAAUCCGCCAGCGGGAGUAAAAAUAAUAAUAACGAGUGAAUUGUUGGCCACCACGGAUGGAGAGCUCCACUUGCAGGCAGAUCCAAUCAUUAUGUGUAUUGGACUAAUGCACGCACUUGUCAAGUCUAUAGAACUACUAAACAAAGACUGGUUUUAGUCGAACGUGUGGCUGUUCAGCUAUCUAAUCAAAAAUGUGGUAAUUUAGCUGCUUAAUACGUUGUUCGUUAGCUAGGUCUAGCGAAACAUGUGAUUUAAUUAAAUAUGUGAUAAUUUAGCUACUUAUAACGUUGCUGUUGAGCUAGAUUUUUUCAUUAUUUCUCUUGGUUUCAUAAAACAUUUGAUUGUUUAGGUUGUUCUCAUGAAACAUGUGUUUGUUUAUCUGGUUGUAAUGAAACGUGUUUGUUUAACCAAUUCUAACAUAGCGUGCUUGUUUAGCUGGGUCUGAUGACUAAUUUAAUCGUUUAGAUUUUGUCCUAAGAAAUCGUUAUGGGUAAUUAAAUUGACUGAGUCUUCGUCAACGGCAAGAAUCUUGGCUAAUGUACUCAAAAAUAUGGUUUACUUAUAUAACAUAACAAAUUGAAAGUGGACUUAUUGCCGUUGGUUAGAUGUGUAAGAUGGAGGACGUUGGAGAAAGCUGGGGAGUAUGAAGGCUAUGACAGUAGAAUUCUUUGUUCCAUCUAAGAGUGCUUAGACUAUGCUUGAUUAUUAAAAGACCUGUUACAGUCUUUUUGUGGGUUUUCUAAAAUACGAUUAUAUAUAUUUUUUAUAAUUAUUUUCGUCGUCUUCAUGCCUUCUCAACCUAUUCCAAAUACACAGUCCACCCCACACAUUCCAAUAGGAGUUCCAAACAAAACCCACCACACACAGUCCAACAAAGGUUUCACACACUUACCCAAAACUAAACUCAAUAUACAGACGUGUAAUAACUAUUACAUAAUGAUCCCGUACUUUUAAAAUUGAUUAUUAUAUUAUAUUGAUGCACGUUCAUAAUAAUGUAAACAAACACGGAACAAUAAAAGCA